Molecule: messenger RNA, 1674 nt
Organism: Aspergillus aculeatus ATCC 16872
Lineage: Eukaryota; Fungi; Ascomycota; Eurotiomycetes; Eurotiales; Aspergillaceae
Gene: admA
Product: ADAM family of metalloprotease ADM-A
Exons: 2
Biological process (GO): proteolysis
Molecular function (GO): metalloendopeptidase activity
Source: RefSeq, a predicted model, not a curated record
CUAGGUCACUCAACCCACGCCCCCAGAGUAGAACGUGCAGCCCGAGUGAAAGAGAUUGACCUUCAUUGCCUCUCGAAGGAUGCUAGUCUAGCAGAACAAUUGAACCUUACAUUCGCGAUUGACGGAUAUGAUAGCAGGGUCCGACUGCAGCUGGAGCCCAAUCGUGCCAUCAUCUCGAAAGAUGCCCACAUUCAUUAUCUCGAUGGCAGUGGAAGGCUCAAAGAGGCUCAGUCCUUUGCCGACCACCAAGGAAGAGUCUUCUAUGGCGAUGCCUGGGUAUCUUCCACCGAUAGCUCGUGGGAUUCAGCCGGCCGAGCCCGGGUAUAUCUAAUUCGUGAUGGAGACAGCCCGUUGUUCGAGGGGACUGUAAGUCUGUUUGGUCGGUACUAUGAUCUUAAAGCCGUCACCGCCGUGGAUGGCUUGGUUAAUACCUCCCUGACGCACGUGGAAAUAACCGCGCCCGAUGCAGCCCUAAACCAGUUGCAAGACUUAUCUGCAGGCACGGUGCAGCACACUCGCGCUUUUGGAGAUUUCGCCGUCUCGGCAGCCGCAGGAGUAGUGAUGCAUAGCCGGUUUUCCACGCGCCAGUACAUGGGAAAUCUCAACGAGGUGCUCCAGCACAUAGGCAGCACCGCCGGAUGUCCCACCUCGCGAAGGAUUGCUCUCAUUGGCCUGGCCACAGAUUGCACCUUUCGAGAGGCGUUUGGGUCCAGUGACGAAAUGCGACGAGUACUAAUCAGCAUGGUCAAUGCAGCUUCGGAAGUGUUUGAACAGACUUUCAACAUCUCUCUUGCCAUCCGGAACCUCACCAUCAGUGACGAAGCCUGCCUCGAGCGCGCUUCCGACACCACGCCCUGGAACGUACCGUGUUCCGCGGGGGAUAUAGACUGGCGUCUUCGACAGUUUGCCUCCUGGAGAGAGUCCCAAGAUGGGGCAAAUGCCUACUGGACGUUGAUGACGAACUGUCCCACCAACAAUGUGGUGGGUGUGUCUUUGGUCGGGGGGCUGUGCAACAUCAAUCAAGGUGCCAACGUCGUGGCGCGCACUAUAAAUCAAUGGCAGGUCUUUGCCCACGAAUCAGGGCAUAUGUUUGGAGCGAUUCACGAUUGCGAAUCCCCUGCCUGCUCUUCGUCUCGCGCGCAAUGCUGUCCUCUUUCCUCCUCCAUAUGCGACGCAUCAGGUGCAUAUCUGAUGAACCCAUCUUCCUCUUCUCGACAGACCACAUUCUCACCCUGCAGCAUCGGGAACAUAUGUUCCUUGAUCGGCAACCGACGGGUGCAGACCUCGUGCCUUGCCGAUGAUAGCGACCGCAACCUGACUAUUAUAACAGCAGACGGAUGCGGAAAUGGUAUCGUCGAAGAAGGGGAGGAGUGCGACUGUGGUGGACAUUGUCAGGAGGACGCCUGCUGUGAUGGGGCCACGUGCCGCUUCCGGGAGGGGGCAAACGCUCGGUGUCAGGGGGAUAAUGGAAGUCAAUGUCAAGGCGACAGCUGUAAUAAUCGGCAGCCAACAGACUCGUGGUUUGAUCGCUACGGUUUGCUGGUAAUUGGACUGGUUUCCGGAAUCGGAGGAGGGUUAGUUCUUGGGGUGUUGAUUGUCUUGAUCUGGUGCUGCAGUACUCCUCGUCACCGCGCGGGGUCCAGAAAGCGUGCGCCUGUGGCAGCCCAGAGAUAA